This is a messenger RNA of Hypoxylon trugodes, 1041 nucleotides long. RefSeq lists its product as uncharacterized. Lineage: Eukaryota; Fungi; Ascomycota; Sordariomycetes; Xylariales; Hypoxylaceae. The record is from RefSeq and is a predicted model, not a curated record. The transcript is spliced from 3 exons. Bases 1 to 1041 code for a protein of 346 amino acids.
AUGGCUACAGAUACCAGCCAACAAUUCGUUAAGCUUAAAGCUUCUCAAGCCCAGGCUGUCCAGGCGGCCCUCCAACAGUGGUCGGGCGCUAAUCUCAUUAGCCCCGACCUCCUUACAACCCUCCUGAACACCCUGCUGGCCGUCCUCUGUUUUUCCAUUGGAAUUCUUACCUUAAUACUUGGCAAUGUCUUCCCCAAGAUCAUAAAGAAAAUCUUAGCUUUACCUAUUGCUUUGCGAACUGUUGCGGUUAGCUGCAUGGGUAUUGCUACGCACAUAUUGGCAUACCAACGCUCUUUAGUCGCACCCAAAGAACGAUAUCUCAAUGAGGCAAUCCACGGCCUCGGGGCUCUCAUCUUCGCCCUCGCUGCCUUGCAGAUAGGUUAUCAUCUCAAGUGCAACAAAAAGAAGAACAGAAACAAACUGAGCCAUCUAUUCCUAUCACUCGCAACUAUCUACGGGAUCGUAGCGAUAUUGGUAAAAUCCAAUUUCAUUUGGUCCUGUGGAAUGAUUAUGUUCGGUAUUUGGCUCGGUGCUAUCGCUGGAUAUAUGGCAGGAAUGUACUACCUUGGAUACACCUAUCCGUUGCGCUUCGUCCUACUCGGCAUAGGCUUGAUCGGCAGUGCCUAUCUCAUGCGCCGCUCACAGUACACCGUAGAACUAUGGUCGACAACCCGUAUUUGGGGUAUGAUUUAUCUCUUCGACGCACUUUGGAUCCUCUCACUAUUCGGUAUGGAUUCAUUAUUUGGAAACGCGUACAAGAAAUGUAGUUUGUACAGGCAAUUGGUUUGGUCUCUUGUUUUUGCCUUUGCGGCUGCAUUUAGCGUCUGGCAUGGCCUGAAGUACCAUGACUCGACAACUAGAGGCUUCGGGCUUGCGUACUUGGGGAUUAAUCUGUACACUAAAUUCUUCGAGAUCUUCUGGAAGGCUUUAUACAAGUCUAUUUUCUUUACGCUGUUGGCCUUUUCACUUGCGCUCUUAGGGCGAUAUGCCGAACAAAUGAAUGUUGUGUUACAAGAGAGCUACGAUAGUGUAGCGGGUUAA